This is a messenger RNA of Chaetomium fimeti, 963 nucleotides long. RefSeq lists its product as uncharacterized. The transcript is spliced from 4 exons. Bases 1 to 963 code for a protein of 320 amino acids. The record is from RefSeq and is a predicted model, not a curated record. NCBI's taxonomy places the organism in Eukaryota, Fungi, Ascomycota, Sordariomycetes, Sordariales, Chaetomiaceae.
AUGCUUAGCCUCUUUCCGCCAGAAGAGUUCACUCUCGCGCAGUUGGCUCACCCUGCUCCGUCGGUCGCGCGAGACAGGUUCGUGAUGCAGAUGUCCAACUUCUUGGCCUCCGUACCCCCCGUGGCUCCCGUCGACAGCAUUGUCAGCAGAUGGGGUAAUAUUAACCGUCACAAGAGCAAGACCGUUCAGGAUGCCAUUGAAUGCGUCCGCCGUAUCGACAUCGGAUACCUCCGGGUCGAUGCCCUCUUCGUCGUGCAGGACGACGAGGACGAAAAGGCAAGCGAGACGGCUCGCAUGGCGGCCAUUUACCGCGACGCCGACGUCACUAUCACCGCCGCCCUCGCCCCUGAUGAAGCCGAGGGGUUCCUCCACGAGCGGGCGUGUAUUCUCGCCGCGGACGACGCGGGCGAUGCUGUUCCCUACUUGCUGUUUUGCUGCGGUGACGGCCCGACGAUAUUGGCAUUGUCGGGUUACUCAAGUUCUCCAAUACCGAGUCCCGCGACCCCAUCGUGCGGCGCGGAUGGACCUUUCAGAAGAGCACGCCGUCCAGCCCUUCUGGGCUCGGCGGCGCAACCCGCUCUAAAAGAGGACGACUGGGAAAGGGAGUGGGAGCAGAUCGUUGAGGAGUGUUCGUCGCGAGCCCUUAGCUUUUCUGGUGAUAAGCUGCCGGCGCUCUCGGCUGUCGCCUCGACGUUUUCCGCAUGGUGUCUCGGUUCCUAUGUCGCAGGUGUACGGGUGCCAUGGCUGGUGAGGCUGCUUCUAUGGCGGAGCCCGGCUCAGGACCAAGCCGUCCGCAUGAAGGAUAUUGCCCCGUCCUGGUCAUGGGAAUCAUUGUCAGGUUCCGUUGCGUUUGUGACACAAGACUUUACGUUGUAUCAUGACCGGCGGAACGGGAACUUCAGCAUCCCAGAUAGCCCAUGGCGCGUGUUGACGGAGCAGAUCGAGAUUAUGACAUGCGACUAA